GAAGAAAGAAGGAGGAGAAGGAAGAAAGAUGAAGAAGAAAGAAAGCGUCCUCCUCCUCUCCUCCUCCUCCUCCUCUUCGAGGCGGGCCAGCCCUGCCUGCCUUGCCUUGCCUCCUCUUGUUGGCCUCCCAUCCUUGGAAGGCAGGCUUCCUGGGAGGAUGCGGCGGAGCCCCUGGCCUCGGAGGGGGCAAUGGAGACUACUGCUGGGCAGGUUCUCUCUGGGCUGAUGGAUCAGGACAAAGAGCCUUCUAGCACUGUGGUGUUUUCUCCCGAAUCUGAACUGGAGGUAGCAAGGCAGCUGUUCACAAAAUAAUCUCAUUGGACAAGCAUUAUUCCCUUCCCCUGGAUGAAGGCUGUGCACAAGAGAUGCACAGCAUGAUGAGAAGGACUUGGUACCCCUGCAUAGACUGAAAGGAAAGAGCGAGAGGCCCCAAUGGGAUGGGAUCUAUCAGCAUGGCGUCUCCACCACACCUGGCCCAGUUCUAUCGGGAGUAUUACAAUAACAACAUAAUUUCACUGCACUACAACUACACCGGGAAGCUCCAUGCCAGCAAAUACAAAGGCAGCCUCAAGACAGAUGCCAUUGUCUUCCUAGUAGUGUGUGCCUUCAUUGUGAUUGAAAACUUAGUGGUUCUGCUGGCCAUCUGGAGGAACAAAAAGUUCCACUCGCCCAUGUACUACCUGAUUGGGAAUCUUACUCUCUCGGACCUGCUGGCUGGAGUGGCCUACACAGCCAAUAUCAUCAUGUCUGGGCCCAACACCCUUAAACUGACUCCCAUCCAGUGGUUUAUGAGGGAAGGUGGUGUCUUUGUCACACUGGCAGCGUCUGUUCUCAGCCUCAUCGCCAUCGCCAUUGAACGGCACAUCACCAUGGUCCGCAUGAGACUUUACCAGGGGGACAAGAAAGGACGGAUGUUCCUACUGGUGGGGGCCAGCUGGCUGGCCUCCCUCUUGCUUGGGGUGCUCCCCAUCCUGGGGUGGAACUGCAUCAAAAACCUUCCUGAGUGCUCGACGGUGCUGCCCCUUUAUUCUAAGCAUUACAUCCUCUUCUGCAUCACCAUUUUCCUGGUAAUUCUGGUUUCUAUUGUGGUGCUUUAUGCCCGCAUCUACCGUAUGGUCAAGUUCAAUGGGCAGCGCCUUGGCAGCCUCCGGAAGGGCAUGCUAAAGAAGUCCCAAAAGUACAUGGCCCUCCUGAAGACGGUGACCAUUGUGGUGGGCACUUUCAUUGCCUGCUGGCUACCUCUCUUUCUCCUCUUGUUGCUGGAUGUUGCAUGCCAGGCCCAGACAUGCAGCUUGCUGUACAAGGCAGACUAUUUCCUGGGCUUGGCUAUGAUUAACUCCCUUCUUAAUCCCAUCAUUUAUACUCUGACCAGUAAGGACAUGAGACGAGCCAUUUUCAAAUUGCUCUGCUGCCUUCUGGUGGUCACACCAGGCACAGAGGAGCGACAAGCCAAACGCUUUGGUUUCCCUAUACUGGAAGGUAGCACAAGCAAAUCGGAGCGCUCAUCCCAUCAACAGGAGGGGAUGAACACCAGCUUCUCUGUUGGGAAUGGCACCCCUGCAGCCAUCAAAGCACUAGUACUGAAAGCCACCCACUGAAAUCCUUUGUCUGCCCUGCCUUGGGCAUCAGCAGCACUGAGCUGUGGGCAGCCAGAAAAUCAGGAUGCUGGAAGUACCAGCCUCACUUGAAUUGGGAGUAGAUGACUAUGGGAAAUGGCUGGUCCUGAUCCUGAAGAUUAGAUCAUGAAGGAGAGAGCUAAGGAAGGGCUGGUGGGGAGGCAGGCAAGCAAACUGGCAAACUGUGGGAUAGGGCUUAUUCAGAAGGUAAAAAUAAUCUGGGUUGAAUCUUUGAUAUUCAGAUACGUUUCGAAUGUAUCUGAUUAAGGUUUUUGGGGCAGAGGGGGAACAUGCCAAAACUCCACUUAACCCAAGACAAUCGAUAUUGGGUUUCUGCCCCCCCUCCUAUUUUUUUAAAGCUUUGCAUUGUCAGCAAUGUGAAUAACCAAUGAAUAGACUCAGGAUAAACCGAAUGUGUUUCAAAUACAUUCACAUCAUUGACUUCAUCUUUAUUCAAGUGCUCAGAUGUGUGAGCAACAGAACUCGCAGAGAUGCAGUUCCAUAGUGUGAAUAACCAACCCAGAAAGCGUGAGUGAGAUUAUUUGCAUCGUCACGCUAAAAAAAAACCUGAUGCCUGAAUGACCCCCAUAGACAAGACACCUGGGGGCACGACAGAUGCUCAGAAGGUAGCCAUAGAGAAGCUUGCUGUUGAUCAGGCAGAGCAUUAGGCCUGAUCCAGAAGCAUAUAUAUGUAGACUAAAAGAGCCUGGAUGCGUAGAACUAUCUGGGCCUAGGACCUGGAUGCGUAAAAGAGCCUGGAUGCGUAGAACUAUCUCAGGGCCUAUCUCCCUAGGUUCUUUAAUUCUGAAGCCCACCCUCUUUCCAGCCUUAGGAAAGACCGAGUAUGCAAAAUGAGGAGGCUGCAAAGCAAAGGUCUUUGCUAGCAAUAUUUGACUAGACAGUAUCCUGGAGUGAAAUGAACUCAAGAUGGGCUCAAUGACCUUCAGCAGCUUACCCCAAACUUCACUUUCAUCCUGGUUUCUGCUCUUCCAUCUCCCCAGAAUCACAGCGGCAAAUACAGACCACCUUCAGGCACACCGGUUGGACUAGAUGGCCCUUGUGGUCGCUUCCAAGUCUGUGAUUCUGGAUUCUAUCCUGAAUAACCAUGGAUUGGGGGUACAACCUGGUCUGCAUGGGGUUACACUCUCACUCUGAAGGACCAGAUUUAUAGUUUGGUGAUCUCCUGGACUCCGGUCUAUUGCCAGAGGGACAUGCUGUUGUUGUGGCUUGGAGUGCAUUGACUCAGCCCUUCAGCCAUAUUUCUUCCUUGGAAAGGUUGAUUUGGCCAUAGCAGUCCAUACCUUAAUUACCUCUCUAUUAGAGUAGUAAACUGUGUUUUCCAUGGGGCUGCCCUUUUAGGGGUUGGAAGUGUCUUGUGCAUGCUCUAAAGACAUCACUAGACCAUACAGCACUAGACCUCAUCUGCUCUGCUGCCUUGCUCCUAAGCUCAGUUUAAAGUUCGGGUUUCGAAUUUGUAAUUAGCUAGGAUAUUUUAAGGAUUAUUUCUUUUCAUAUGAGUCUGCCCAGAAUCUGAAACCUUCAGAGCAGGACUUGUUGCAUAUCCCAGCAUCCAGGUUGACAAAUAUAUGAGAAAGGACUUUUCCUGGAGCAGCACAUCUUAGUGUGGAUCCCCCUUUCCACUAUUCUCAUGGAAAUUUGGGCUAGCUCUGUCCUUGCUGAGCUUCUGAAGGCAGCCAGAAAGCCUGCUAUUAUGUUAGGCCUUAUACUUUUAAAAUGUUUUAACUGUUUUUUAAAGACUGUGUCAUUGCUUUUGUUUUUAUAUUGUUAUUUUAUACUGUACCUUGCUUUGGAAGCCCCCAUGGGCAGAAAUGUCGUUUAUAAAUAAUAAAUAAAUAUGAA
Molecule: messenger RNA, 3476 nt
Organism: Sceloporus undulatus (fence lizard)
Lineage: Eukaryota; Metazoa; Chordata; Lepidosauria; Squamata; Phrynosomatidae
Gene: S1PR5
Product: sphingosine-1-phosphate receptor 5
Exons: 2
Coding region: 438-1598 (386 amino acids)
Biological process (GO): G protein-coupled receptor signaling pathway
Cellular component (GO): membrane
Molecular function (GO): sphingosine-1-phosphate receptor activity
Source: RefSeq, a predicted model, not a curated record